Messenger RNA from Symphalangus syndactylus (siamang), 908 nucleotides. RefSeq names its product TCF3 fusion partner (gene TFPT). Gene Ontology annotation, cellular component: Ino80 complex. NCBI's taxonomy places the organism in Eukaryota, Metazoa, Chordata, Mammalia, Primates, Hylobatidae. Gene Ontology annotation, biological process: apoptotic process; apoptotic signaling pathway; positive regulation of apoptotic process. Gene Ontology annotation, molecular function: DNA binding. The record is from RefSeq and is a predicted model, not a curated record.
CGUCCCGCUGUCCUCGGCUGCUGACCCUGAUGGGACAAGUAGUUUUGCGAACGGCUUAACCUACAGAUUGAAGAGGUUGGAAGCUCUGAGGCCCGGGGCUUCCGGAGGUCGCGGAGAUGGAAUUGGAGCAGAGAGAAGGGACCAUGGCAGCCGUGGGCUUUGAGGAGUUCUCAGCGCCGCCAGGCUCAGAGUUGGCGUUGCCUCCCCUAUUUGGUGGCCACAUCCUGGAGAGCGAGCUGGAGACGGAAGUGGAGUUUGUGUCAGGUGGUCUGGGCGGCUCAGGGCUCCGGGAGCGAGAUGAAGAGGAAGAGGCAGCCCGGGGUCGGCGGCGGCGCCAGCGGGAAUUAAAUCGCAGAAAGUACCAGGCACUAGGUCGGCGCUGCCGGGAGAUCGAGCAGGUGAACGAGCGGGUCCUGAACAGGCUCCAUCAGGUGCAGAGGAUAACUCGGAGGCUGCAGCAGGAACGGAGGUUCCUCAUGAGAGUGCUGGACUCCUACGGGGAUGACUACCGGGCCAGCCAGUUCACCAUUGUGCUGGAGGAUGAGGGCAGCCAGGGCACGGAUGCCCCCACCCCAGGCAAUGCUGAGAAUGAGCCUCCAGAGAAAGAGGCACUGUCCCCGCCCAGAAGGACUCCUGCACCCCCAGAACCUGGCAGCCCAGCCCCCGGCGAGGGGCCCAGUGGGCGGAAGAGGCGGCGAGUGCCACGGGAUGGACGCCGAGCAGGAAAUGCGCUGACUCCAGAGCUGGCCCCGGUGCAGAUUAAGGUUGAGGAAGACUUUGGCUUUGAAGCAGAUGAGGCCCUGGAUUCCAGUUGGGUUUCUCGGGGUCCAGACAAACUGCUGCCCUACCUGACCCUGGCCAGCCCAGCCUCUGACUGACCCAUGCCCAGUAAACUGACCCCACACUCA